Chionomys nivalis (European snow vole) is the source of this 2070-nucleotide messenger RNA. It is a transcript of the gene Tmem200b, whose product is annotated as transmembrane protein 200B. Lineage: Eukaryota; Metazoa; Chordata; Mammalia; Rodentia; Cricetidae. The record is from RefSeq and is a predicted model, not a curated record. Bases 430 to 1278 code for a protein of 282 amino acids. The transcript has a single exon.
AGCCCCGGGGCGGUCCGAGCGCCCCCUCCCCCGGUUACUUCGGGGCGGCCACGUGCGGGGGUGGGGUCGAGCCCGGGAGGUACUUACCCGGGCCACGGUUUCGGGAGGAGGGGGGUGCCGGUGCGGGCGGGCGGGCGGAGCGCGCGCAGGCUGCAGGAGCCCCGCAGCCCCGGCUGCACCCGAGCCCCGCAGCCCCCUCCCUGCGCUCCGCCCGCGGGCCCGGCCAACGCUGGCUCCCAGCUCCGCUGCGGAAAACCCGAGCGGGGGCGGCUCCCUGCCUUGCGGCCGCGGGAAAAUCCGGGGGUGGCCGCCAGGGAUCUCCAAGCGGCCGACCGAGGCGGCCCCGCGCGUCCCUCCCCCGGAGCCCGGCCCGUCGGGUCACCGUCUGCCUCUCUGCUUGUCCCCGCAGAGCGCCCGGACGAGCGCGCGAUGACGGCCGGGAGCCCCGGAGACGGCGGCGCGCGCAGGAGCCCCGAGGGUCGCGUCUCGCGCCUGGGCCGCCGCCUGGGCCGGCGCCGGAGACCGCGCUCGCCGCCAGAGCCGCUGCGGGUGCGGGCACGGCUGCGGCUGCGCUCGCCGUCGGGGGCGUUCGCGGCGCUGGGCGCGCUCGUGGUGCUGGUGGGCAUGGGCAUCGCCGUGGCGGGCUACUGGCCGGGCCGCGCUUCCCACGCCCCGAGGACCGGCCGCGCGCACGGGCCCCACGAACGCCUGCGGCUGCUGGGGCCGGUGAUCAUGGGCGUCGGCCUGUUCGUGUUCAUCUGUGCCAACACGCUGCUCUACGAGAACCGGGACCUGGAGACGCGGCGGCUCCGCCGGGGCGUGCUGAGGGCGCAGGCGCUACGGCCGCCCGACGGCUCCGGCUGGGACGCGCUGCUGCCCAGUCCGGCGCCUGGAUCCCCGGGCACCGUCGCGGAGCCCGAGACUUGGGACCUGGCCCCAAGGAGGGGUCCCUCGCCCGUCCCGUCGGUGCGCAGCCUUCGGUCCGAGCCUGCCAAUCCUCGCUCUGGGUUGCCCGCGCUGCUCCAUGGCUACCCGUUGAAGGGCCCGGGGCUGCCACCACCCUGGGGUCCUCGGACUCAGACUGGCCACGUGAUCAUCACGGUGCAGCCCUCUGGUUCCUGCAUUGAGCACUCCAAGUCUCUGGACCUGGGUCUGGGGGAGUUGCUCCUGGGGACCCCAGCCGCUCGGGACUGUGCCCACCGAAGUUGGCCACGGCUGGACAGACUCAGUCUGGGGGGCUAUGCCAAACUGGGUGGAGACUUGGGGGCCCGGGUCUGAGGUGCAAGGGAUAACCUGCUGUGAGGCUACCAGCGUGGACCAUGGGACCAGGACACCAGAAGUCCAGUGUCCACUAGCUGCUUCAGUCACUUCUGAGGCUAGGAUGGAUGCUGCGGUGACAGCCGCCGCUCAGCCUCCUGACCUGCAGUGCCAGCUGCACCGGCCAGCCUCAGGGGCAUGUGUUAACGUGGAUACCAGCAUGGUUCAGCCUCAGGAAUUUCUUCAGCCCAUGUGGCCUUAGCCCCGGGACAGGUACCUGAGGGGCUGCAGGCUAGGCCAGGAGCAUCCAGAGAUGCGCGGGUACCUAGGCAAAGGCAACAGUGGUAGGUUGGGAUGUCUCAGGCUGGGACAGCCCCCUCCAAGGUGGCAGUGGUGAUGGAGGUGGGACCUCCAGGGGGAAGGCGGGAGAUGAAGUGGAACAGAGACCGUCUGCAGCUUUCUGGGGCCGUGACUGCACCUCUGACUGCCACUUCAGGCCCAUUCUUCCUCCAGCCAUGUGGGCUAUCCGGCAGGGCUCACUACUGCCAGUGCCCUGCUCCUGGGGUCAGACAGCUCCCCACAGAGACAGGUCUGUCUCACUUUCCUCCGGGGCCGUGCCGCAAAGUCUCCCCCAGCUGGCAGAAGGCAUCCGCCAGUUGUCAGCAGUUACUUCCACAGCCCGGAGCUGCACUCUGGCCAGCGUGGGCUGCUUAGCGCACACACAGUGGCUCCCCUUCCCAGGUUUAAUUUUUUCCAUGCUUUUGUUAGAAAUUUUAAAGUGGAUCAAUCCUCACAGAAGUUUUUUUUUUUUUG